AUGGCUAGCCAACAAUUGCAGGUUCUGAGCGCACUUGAUGCAGCCAAGACCCAAUUCUACCACUUCACAGCGAUUGUGAUAGCUGGUAUGGGUUUUUUCACUGAUGCCUACGACCUCUUCUGCAUCUCUCUAGUCACCAAAUUGCUCGGACGUAUUUACUAUCACAUUCCUGGAUCAGCUAACCCUGGUUCAUUGCCCCCAAACGUAGCCGCUGCCGUCAAUGGUGUCGCAUUAUGCGGCACCCUCGCCGGCCAGCUCUUCUUCGGGUGGCUUGGCGACAAGAUGGGUCGAAAGCGUGUGUAUGGUGUCACACUUAUGCUCAUGGUAGUCACUUCCAUUGCCUCUGGUCUUUCCUUUGGUAGCACUGCCAAAGGUGUCAUGGCCACCUUAUGUUUCUUCAGAUUUUGGUUAGGAUUUGGGAUUGGAGGAGACUACCCAUUAUCAGCAACCAUUAUGUCGGAGUAUGCAAACAAAAGGACCCGAGGUGCCUUCAUCGCUGCUGUCUUUGCAAUGCAAGGAUUUGGGAUCUUGGCUGGUGGAAUAGUUGCCCUAAUCCUUUCUGCCGCAUUCAAGGCCAGGUUUCCUGCUCUUCCUUACCAACUCGACCCGGUCGGCUCCACCGUAACUCAGGCCGAUUACGUCUGGCGUAUAAUCUUUAUGGUGGGUGGUAUACCGGCAGCACUCACUUACUAUUGGCGUAUGAAGAUGCCUGAGACUGCUCGUUACACCGCCCUUGUCGCUCGGAAUGCGAAACAAGCCGCGGCAGAUAUGGCAACUGUCUUGCAGGUGGAGAUAGAAGCAGAGCAAGAUAAAGUGGAGUGGUUAUCAGAAGAGCCCGCCAAUAAUUAUGGGUUGUUCUCCAAAGAGUUUGCUCGUCGCCAUGGGCUUCACUUGGUUGGAACCGCGGUAACAUGGUUUCUACUUGAUAUUGUAUUUUACAGUCAGAGUCUGUUCCAGAAGGACAUCUUCGUUGCAGUUAAUUGGAUCCCUUCAGCGAAAACGAUGAGUGCACUUGAGGAGCUUUACUUAAUUGCUAGGGCACAAACCAUCAUAGCCCUUUGUGGUACCAUUCCUGGGUACUGGUUUACGGUGGCCUUCAUCGAUUGUAUGGGAAGACGCACAAUUCAAUUGAUGGGUUUCUUCUUCAUGACAGUAUUCAUGUUAGGACUUGCAAUUCCUUACAAUUACUGGAAAACACCUGGACACCAAGCUGGAUUUGUGGUCAUGUAUGCAUUCACCUUCUUCUUUGCUAAUUUCGGGCCUAACUCGACAACAUUUGUGGUGCCAGCGGAAAUAUUCCCAGCGAGGCUUAGGUCAACUUGCCAUGGUAUAUCAGCAGCAACAGGGAAGGCAGGGGCAAUUGUUGGAGCGUUUGGAUUCUUGUAUGCAGCAGAACCAUCGAACAAGGCACUGACGGAUCCAGGGUACCCACCUGGUAUUGGUGUGAAGUAUUCACUGAUUGUGCUUGGUGUGGUAGACUUCUUUGGCCUCUUGUUUACGUUCUUGGUGCCUGAGACUAAAGGGAAGUCCAUUGAGGAAAUGUCCGGUGAUGUCGUCGUCGACGCUGAAGAUGGAAGUGGGACGGAUGAGCAGAGACAGCUUCCAGGUCUUAAUAACAGGACUGUUCAUGUUUAA
Messenger RNA from Telopea speciosissima, 1635 nucleotides. Its product is annotated as probable inorganic phosphate transporter 1-3. Gene Ontology annotation, biological process: transmembrane transport; phosphate ion transport. Lineage: Eukaryota; Viridiplantae; Streptophyta; Magnoliopsida; Proteales; Proteaceae. Gene Ontology annotation, cellular component: membrane. The record is from RefSeq and is a predicted model, not a curated record. The transcript has a single exon. Gene Ontology annotation, molecular function: phosphate transmembrane transporter activity. Bases 1 to 1635 code for a protein of 544 amino acids.